Messenger RNA from Gossypium raimondii (Peruvian cotton), 1003 nucleotides. RefSeq lists its product as uncharacterized. Lineage: Eukaryota; Viridiplantae; Streptophyta; Magnoliopsida; Malvales; Malvaceae. The record is from RefSeq and is a predicted model, not a curated record. The coding region runs from base 114 to 671 and encodes 185 amino acids. The transcript has a single exon.
UCACACCUUUCUUUAAAAAAGAAAAAAAGAGGCAAAUAUAGGAUUAUAUUACGAACUGGGAAAUUCUCAAUAAGAAAAAAAAGGGUUGCUCCUAAAGAAAUUUGUUUUCAUCAAUGGAGCCUAGAGGUGCUUGCAGAUCAAACAGGUCUUCAUUUGAGAAAUGGGUGGCAAUUGUAUUGACCUUUCUAGCUGUGGUUUCACCUCUCUACGUCAACCAAAAGCCAACAGAGCUGGAGCUUGAAGAGCAAUCCAUGGACUUCACCUCAUGGUUAUGUCUCCUGUUUGUGCUACUGCUCUUGGCCUUUGCUUUCUGGCUUUACUUGAACCAGAGCUUUACCAGGUUCGACCGUCAUUGGAUUAGGCCGAGCAGGUAUUCAUCAUAUGAAAGACUGGUUGCAAUAGGCUUGAUAGUCUUAGGUGUUCUUUCUCCUCUUUAUAUCAACAAGGGCACGAGUGAGCUCGAACCUGAUGAGCAGCCCAUCAACUUUGCUUCUUGGUUGCCUCUUCUGCUAUUGAUAUUAACCUUGGCCAUCGCUACAUUGCUUUUCUGUGAUAGAGGCUGUACGAAGUUCGAUCCUAACUGGAUUCAUAGAGUUGGGGGUUCUUCUGCUGGGAUCUUACUGGUUCUUUUGAUUCUUGCUGUCGUUUUGAAGUGUAAGAAUGCCGGUUGAAGUUGAAUUUCUAACAACAGGAAGUGAUUCAUUAAAGAACACAAGUCAUGAAGCUUCUGUUUCUGUCAAUGUCUUGGAGACGAAGGUUCUCUGUUUCAUAGUUGCAGCCUUGCAGGUAUUAGACCAUGUCAUUGUAAGAAGAACGAAUGUACAGUUUACUGUUAAACUGGUGUUUUAUCCAGUUGUGUACGGUUUCCAUAAUCCCUGUAACAGGGCUUUACCACAAAGCCAAGCUCUAUACUUGACUAUAUUGGACGCAUGGUGUGAAUGUAGUUCAAGUGUUCAACAAUGUCACCUGCUCACGUAUGCAUAAAAUGUAGAUUCAAGAUAAA